This is a messenger RNA of Coturnix japonica (Japanese quail), 2013 nucleotides long. The record is from RefSeq and is a predicted model, not a curated record. Lineage: Eukaryota; Metazoa; Chordata; Aves; Galliformes; Phasianidae.
GCAGGCAGAGAGGUGCAUUCUUUCUUUCCAGGAUCCCAAUAACCAGCUGUGCUGUUUAUGACCCUCCAUGGCUUCUCCUGGUGGUUCGACGUGUCCGGCCUCACCUAGAAAGGAAAACUCAAAGCACAAACAGUUCCUAACAGGUGCCACAGGAGGAUUUUCUCUCUGCCACUGGAUGGACCAACCAGAUGCUGCCUGGAGGGUUUCACUUCACUGGAAGGACAGGAAUGGGAGCCUGAGCAGAUCCAAGCUGAACUUCAAUACUCAAUGUGUUCAAUGCUCACAACGAAUGGGUUGGUUCCAAUGGGCCCUAUGCCCCCACUAAAGAGCUUUGACAGCUCACAGCACUUGCCCAGAGCACUGCGGGUUGUUUCUCCUCUGCACUGUGGGGUCUCAGGGGUGGGAGCCUGCAGUUUUCUCUUCUAAGCUUACAAUGGAAGAGAACUGUGGGGGUAGAUGUAACUGUGAGCAAGUCACCAAGGAGAUUAUCAGACUCUUUGGUAGACCUUAUCACUGUGAAACCCUGCAAGACCAGAGGGUGAGUCAAGAGCAAGCAGUGUCUGUUUGCUUCUAAGGGUGGAAGCUCAGUCCCACAGCCCUUACCCUGCCUGCAUAUGGCCUGCCAGAACCCGGCCAGCUGCUCAGGCAGCCAAGAGAGCUAUGGUGCUGUCAGCUCUCCCUCCGCUCCCGAGUGCUUCAGCCAUCACAAGGAUGUUCCACCGCCUCCCUGAUCCUCCCCUGCAGGUCCCCUGGCUGCUGGACAUGGUGGUGUCCCGGGUGGCAGAGGUGGCCUCCCUGACACUCUCUGGCCGGGUCAUCGUCUUUCCUGAGUUUAAGUUGGAGUUUAUCCACAAACCACCUCCCAGGAAACCAUCCAAGGCAUCCAGGGAAGUGCCUGGUGAGGGCAAGAUGGAGAAAGAAGAGGGUUUGGGUGUGCCACCUCUUGGCCGGGACAAGAAAGGGCCAGGAAAGAUCCCUGAGCAGCCAUCCUUACAUGGCCGACGGAGCACUGCCCAUAGAGGAGGCACAGGUUCUUUUCCCAAAACAAGGGUGGAGCAGAAGAAGAGCUCUGUGCCCAGUCAAGUUCCAGCGCUCCCGGCGGUGUCUUCACCCAAAAAGAUGGCUGUGCCCAGCAAAACCCAGAGUGAAGGCACGACCAAAAGCACUGCACCACCCACGGGUCCAGCACGGGCAAUAAAACCCCACAGGUGCACAGAGGAACAAGGUGCGGUGAGGCCGGCACUGAGCAGCCAAGGUCAGCACAAGCUGACAGCACAAAGUAAAGCAGCAGAGCCAGGCCGCACUCGUGGAGUGGAACCUCAGAGCUGCCAGGAAGGAAGAGGAGCAGCAAAGCCGGUGCUGAGCAGCAAAAGUGAUGGGAAACACACAGCCAGAGCUCCAGCACAAGGCUUGGGUCGGGCUCAGGCUGCUGGAGCUCAGUGGGUCAGAAAACAAGCAGUGAAGCCAGCACUGAGCAGCCAGCUUCAGGGCAAAGUCAUCACCAAAGGGAAGGCUCCAGAAAUACGUCCAGCACAGCCUCAGAGUUUGAAAGAAGAAAGAGGGGUGGUGAGACCGGCACCAAUGAGUCAGUUUGUGGGCAAAUCCAUAGCCAAAGCUCCAGUACCAAAGGCAGGUGGAGCCCAGGCAGUGCAGUCUCAGAGCAUCAGAGAAGGACGAGGAGCAGAGAAAACCCUCAGUGAUGGCAGAGUGCCGGAGGCAAACAAGGCGGAGCUGAGUGGCCCUCAUGCAGCCCGGCCUCCAUGGAUAAUACCCAAGAUAGUGAUUGAAUCGCCAUCGAGCUCUGAGGGCAGCCUGCCUGGGAAGCCCGUCUACGACAGAUCCCUUUUGAUGCCACCACCACUCAGCUUCAAGCGCCAACAACGGUCCCGAGACAGGGCACAAAAGAGAAAACAAUCGGCCUUGUGAGCGUGGGGGUGCAUGGAAGGCUAUUGGAGCGAGAUGAACAGCAGGUGGAAGCAAGGCUGAGAACCAAGGGCAUCUCUAGAAGAGGAG